ACGAAUUAAUCUGCUUUAGCUUAUUGCUGUUGGUUUCCCUUCUUUUAAAUGGGGUCCAGGCUGAUGAUAAUAUGCCGGCAACACAAGUCAAACGCUGUUCCAAUAAUAAACCUUUUCCGCUGGAGGUGCGAAUUGCUGGAUGUGUGGUUCCGCCCUGCGAUGUUGUUAAAGGAUCCGUUCAGAUCUUUGAAAUUGAUUUUGCAGUAGAUAAAUUUAUUACAAAACUAACGACACGUGUUAAGGCCACAACGUUGGGUAUUAUAACUGUACCAUAUGAACUACCUGAGGAUGUCGCCGCUGUUUGCCCGAAUCUAAAGUAUGGUGCCUAUUGUCCACUAUACCCCACGGAGGAUGUUACCUAUCUCUUUCAAUUCCCCGUUGGAGAAUAUCCAGAAAUUGGUGUCAAAAUUGAAAUCUACUUGGAGGAUCAGGAUAAUGAAACGGCUACCUGUUUUGUGUGCGAUAUUAAAGUUAAGAAGGGCCCAGGUUCAAAAGUCUAUGAGCUGAAUUAUCUUGACUAAUUUCACUAAUUUUACUAAUUUCACUUUGAACUUAUAUUGACAUACCACACUGUGAUAAAUUUAUA
Messenger RNA from Drosophila grimshawi, 586 nucleotides. RefSeq names its product NPC intracellular cholesterol transporter 2 homolog a (gene Npc2d). Lineage: Eukaryota; Metazoa; Arthropoda; Insecta; Diptera; Drosophilidae. Bases 72 to 521 code for a protein of 149 amino acids. The record is from RefSeq and is a predicted model, not a curated record. Gene Ontology annotation, biological process: intracellular cholesterol transport. The transcript has 2 exons.